Messenger RNA from Trichogramma pretiosum, 3329 nucleotides. RefSeq names its product RING finger protein 121. Gene Ontology annotation, molecular function: ubiquitin protein ligase activity; metal ion binding. The coding region runs from base 822 to 1790 and encodes 322 amino acids. The transcript has 7 exons. Gene Ontology annotation, cellular component: Golgi membrane; endoplasmic reticulum membrane. NCBI's taxonomy places the organism in Eukaryota, Metazoa, Arthropoda, Insecta, Hymenoptera, Trichogrammatidae. The record is from RefSeq and is a predicted model, not a curated record.
GGAUUUGUUAUUUUGAUUUAUGCGUUUCUUGCAUAAUUCGAACGAAAACGGUUUGAACACAAUUGUUUUAAUCCAAAAUAUGUUCUGCUUUACUUACGUUAAUUAGUUUCAGAUGAAAGCCUCGAUAAAUCUACUUGAAAAUUCGAUAGUCUCUUUAAAAAAGCAAAAUCAUUUCAUGUUUAUACACUGCAUACAAUGCAAAAGGCGUCGCGAAUAAAAACGAUUGCGAACGAAAUCGAUGACGCGUCGCGUAUUGCUCAAUCGCGUAUCGACUCGUAAAAUCGCUAUCAGCUCGUUAAUGCGAUUUAACAUUUUUUUCAAUUGUUGAUAUUAUUGUCGUCGGCCCGCGAGUAUAGCCGAAACCCGAAACAGCGGCGACGGUGAUAGUAGCAGUAGCAGCAGAAGCAGCACAUGUCAGACGCAGACAGAAAUUGCCACGCGCAAUCAUAGGCUUAAUACAUAUACGAUUCGCUAAGCCGCCAGCUGGCGACUGCCGCCGCGCUGUCAUCAGCUCCGAUUUGCAACAACAUAUAUAGUAGCGCACACCGACCAUCUCUCUCUGUGUACACGGUUGCGUGUUGAGUUUUUUGCCGUCGACUCGAUCUCGCAGUAGCGACAACCGUAACCAUCUUACGGGGUUAUUGACGAGUGGCAGCAUAUCUAUUUCCGUGUUCACGCCAAAAACUACCUUGGAGUUUUUGCUGCCACUGCUGUUGCUUUUGCUGGUCUGCUGCGCUUGUCCAUGUACAGGUUCACGGGCUCGUCGUUUCAACUUUGACACCAAACCCGCCGCACGGACCGCCGCCGUUCACAAACGCAGGAUGUCUCUCGAAGUCCGUAUCGUGGAUAGUUAUCACAUAAUGCCCAACAAGAGCGAGGCGGAUUUGACGCCUGAGGAGAGGCAAAGGAUCGAACACAUAAAGAUGCACGAGAUGCAUCGUGGACACGAGGCUAUGCACUCGGAAAUGGUCCUGAUUUUAAUUGUUACGGUUAUCAUCAGUGAAAUGAUCCUUAUUACUUGGAAACAGAGGCAUUACAGGUCUUAUCAGUUUGUUACAUUGAUGGCAAUGUGGUUAAUUCCAUUUGGGCUCUGUAUGAAAAAUUUAUGGUGGAGGUUCAUAUUUUUCUGGUUGUUAUUUUCUUGUAUUACUGGAUUAGUAGUAAGAAAAUCAAUUCAACGACCCAUGUCUGGUAACACACCUAGGCUAGUCUAUAAAUGGUUUUAUUUUAAUUACAAAUUAAGUUACGUCUUGGGAAUAAUUGGUUACUUUGUUAUGAUGGCAACUUUCUUCGGCUUGAAUAUUGUUUUUGAUGUAAAGCCUCAUGUUUGGAUGGACGUUGGAACGCUGUUAAUUUUUUACGGCCUUUACUUUGGAGUUCUGGGCAGAGACAUUGCAGAAAUAUGUGCUGACAAGAUGGCAGCUCAUAUUGGAUACUAUAAUCCUGGAAGUAUGCCAACAAGAACUUUGGAUCCUAAAAUUUGUGCAGUAUGUGGUAAUAAAUUACUAGUUUCUGAGCAUGAAGAAGGUGUUCUUGAAAAUACUUAUAAGCUUAGCUGUAAUCACGUUUUUCACGAAUUUUGUAUUCGAGGAUGGUGCAUCGUAGGAAAAAAACAAAUUUGCCCUUAUUGCAAAGAAAAAGUUGACUUGAAAAAAAUGUUUCAUAAUCCAUGGGAAAGGCCUCAUGUUCUUUACGGACAAUUACUUGACUGGCUUAGGUGGCUUGUUGCAUGGCAACCAGUCAUUCUUUUUGUAGUACAAUGCAUUAAUUGGAGCCUUGGUCUUGAAUAGGUAAAUCAGUGAUAAACUUCAUUAUAAUCUCAAAAAACCUUUGACUUGGCAGUUAUUGUCAGAGAAAUAUUUUUGAAGAAUUCAAUGAAUUUGAAAAAUUGAGAGCAUAUGAAAGCUCAUAGAUCAAAUGAAUUUUGCUACAUAGAGGUUCAUUUUUUUAUAAAGUCUACAACUAUAAAAGUUAACAGUUAAUGACUUAUGCCAUGGUAUCUUGUAAAAAUAAACCAUCAACUUAAUUAUUGUGAUCAACAAUUUUUUCUAUUUAACAAAAACUAGUUGCUUUAUUUCUUUGAAAUAUAUACAUUGUUUAUAGUAAAUAGACUCUUUUAUCUUUGUAUAAUAAAAUGAAGCAACUUUAGAUUCAAUUUAAUAAUAAAAAUAACAUUCAUUCCAACAUUCAAACGCAAUGACUAAGCUUUCUAUAUAAAGUUUUAAAUAUUAAUUAAUUGAAGUGUUCAUGAAAAGUUAUGGAAAUUUAUUAUGAUUUUUUGAUGGGGUUGUAAUUAUCUUUUACUCUAGUCGAAAUGUAUUUUCUGUAUAAAAAAAUAGGUAAAUAUAGUUAAAAUCUAUUGUCUAAUGAAACACUUGUGAAAAGAUGUAUCUGCAUUUUUAGUGUAUUUUUCUUUAGACAAAUGAAAAAUGUAACUUUAUGCAACGUUAUUGGUAAUAUUUUUAUGCUAUUAUGCAAUUAUUUACUUGCAUUAUUUAUAAAUACUUUUUGUAAUCCAAAUUAGUUAUUUGUUAAAUAUUUUUCAAACGUUUUAGUUGGAUGACUGAACUGAUACACAAACUAUUUUGAAGAUAAUAAAUUGUAACCAAAGAAUUAUAUAAAUUAUACUUAUAAAUUCCAAUUAUAAAAUUAUAAAAUAUAAAAAACAUGUGCAUCGCCGAACGACUGUAAUAUUUUAUGCGAUGCGUGCUACUCAAUAUAGCCACAAUCUGUUGAUAAGAAAAUCUAUUCAUCGACCAAAUUUAAUCAUUUGAAUUAAAAUCCUUUUUCAAUGUUGUACAUGUGAACAAUCCAAUUUGUCUUUGUCAUAAAAGUAACAAAAUACAAUUAAAUCGUGUAUUUUUAAAUAUUUGUACAAUUUAUAACAUUUUAAAAAUGUCAAGCGAAUCCAAUUCAGGAUAUCUUCUAAAUAGUGUGUAUUAAUAUAAUUAUAUGGUUAUGUUUCUGAGCAUAAAUGUGUGACUUUUGUCCAAUUUAUAUUGUACAUUCGUCCUGAAUAUAUUUAUAAAGAUUGUAAAGAGUUCAACUGUUGACUUAUACUCGUUCUCACUCUUGUUAUUAAUCGAAGUCAAGAUACACAACAAUUUUCGUCCGAACAUUUUGACAGUUGUAAUUAUGGAAAACAUGUUGAAAAACGUUUUUGUUAUAUACACUGCCAAAUGCAUAUUUGUUGCACGUUCCUUUGAAACUGUACAAUCGAUAUAAAUUGAAUUAUUAUAGUAUAUGAAUGCGCAUAAGUAUACUUUAUUUUGACAUGUUAGUAAAAAUAAUUUCUUGUAAAAUAAUAAAGAAUUUAAAAUUAUCUACGA